This is a messenger RNA of Nicotiana tabacum (common tobacco), 3765 nucleotides long. The record is from RefSeq and is a predicted model, not a curated record. Lineage: Eukaryota; Viridiplantae; Streptophyta; Magnoliopsida; Solanales; Solanaceae.
GUUUUCUAUGUUAUUUCCUUUUCUUUUCACGGUCAUGCUGUUUUUUUUAAUCCUAUUGAAUUAAUGGUGUAAGAAUAUUUGGAAUUGAUGAUUUAGAAUGUGAGAUGUUGUCUAUUUUUUCCUGAAUCUGAUAAAGAUUAGUAGAGGCAUUUCUUCUGUUCUGUGUCAUGAAACUUUUUGAACUUUUAAAGACUAGACUCUACUCACUAGCUCCUACAGUACUAAUUAGGUAAAAUGCCUUGAAAUGUUUAUAUUAUUAAAUCGAUGUGAAUUUACACACUAGUUUUUGUCAUUCAGAAAAUAACAUUUAUUAAGGUCUUAUGAUAAAUUUUCUGCUUUGGAUUUCUGAAAAUGCUUUUCCGUUGAUGUCUUUUAAAGGUUGUAGGGGGUUUAUUAUUCUUGUUUGAUAGUAAAAAGAAAAAGAAAGAAGUAACCAAUCUUCUUGUCUUGCUAUAAAACACAAGAUGUGCUCGUAGGUAGUUGACAUGUGACACCGGACAAGUCUAUGACAACAUAAGUUUUGCUCUCUAUUGCCUCAACAUGCUGCUACGGAGUAUUCUCUUUUCCCAGUACUGAGCCUGUAAUUAUUAUAAGUGAGUCAUACAGUUGUGGCAGUUCCCAGCUUUUUUACUAUGCUUCGGGCAAAGCAUCUCGGCACGCUCUCCCAGUCAGCUAGGUCCUUUUUUCUAAGCGGAUCACGAUGUAGUGCAGCGGAUGGAAGUUCGUGCACUUGUUCGGAAGAUGAAACUUGUAUUUCGAAAAGGCCGCAGACCAGAAAUGAGGUUCGACAUCCGCAAAUAUCAUCCAGCUUAGUUUCAAAAGCCUCUGUAGGAGUAGGUGCCUUAUUAUCUGGAGAUGCUGUGAAGGUUGUGAGCUCGAAAAAAAAUGAUACUUUAGAUUCUCCAGUUUCUAGGCCACAGGCCAUACCUGCAUCUACGGUGUCUGGGCGAGUAGAAUCUGUUAUUUAUGGUAGCAUUGAUGCUGAGAAUACUGUGCAGUCCUCACCUCCCAUCUCAGACCAGUUUGUUCGGGCAGGUAUUGCAGCAGUCAGUUUUUUAUCCGAUGUGGUAAACUAUAAGAUACCUAUGUUAGAUGGGAGUGGAGAGCAUAGCUCAUCCAACAACUGUAUGGUAGAUCGUACAAAGCCUAUUUCCAAUGUGAGGCCAUCAAAUGUAAAGACCUCCAGAAACGACAAACUUCAAGCUAACACUUCUACUGAUACACCUGUAACAUCAAACCUUGCAAAUAAUUCGAAUUGCAUAAAAAGCAGAGGUGAUAAGUAUAAUUCAGUCAAAGGCAAAAAUCCUGUUCCGAACAACAGUAUUGGGGAAGUGGAGACCCAUGGAGUUGUCACAGAUUCUCGUGACAGGAGGAGGUUAGUGCCUCCAAAGUCAAGAUCAUAUCCAAAUCGUAACAUGGCAAAUGUACGUGUCUCUGAAGGAAAGCUUAAGAAUGAAAUUCCUGAAGGUUUCAGCAGGCCACCACGAGAAACAAAGUUGCAAAAUGCAGGAGUUGUUCCAAUGGUCAGGCAGUUUUCUAAUUGUGGCCAUGUUGUUGGAACAGUUUCUCGCAUUUUACAGCAGUUAAAUUGGGGUUCUGAGACAGAAAAUGCUCUUCGUGAACUCAACUGUUUAUUGGAUCCAUACCAAGCAAACCAAAUUCUUAAGCAGAUCCACGAUCAUACAGUCGCUCUUGGCUUUUUCUAUUGGUUGAAGCGACAACCAGGAUUUAAGCACGACGGACACACCUAUACCACCAUGGUUGGCCUCCUGGGACGUGCUAGGCAGUUUGGGGUAAUUAACAAGUUGCUUGAGCAGAUGGUCGAAGAUGGGUGUCAACCAAAUGUAGUGACAUAUAACCGUCUCAUUCACAGUUAUGGCAGAGCAAACUACUUGCGUGAAGCAUUACAUGUCUUUAACCAAAUGCAGGAAGCUAGAGUUGAUCCUGACCGUGUAACCUAUUGUACUCUGAUUGACAUCCAUGCGAAAGCUGGUUAUCUUGAUGUUGCCAUGGACUUGUAUGAAAGGAUGCAAGAGGCUGGGCUCUCUCCAGACACAUUCACUUACAGUGUCAUCAUCAAUUGCCUUGGAAAAGCAGGCCACUUAGCUGCUGCCCACAAACUGUUCUGCGAGAUGGUUAAUCAGGGAUGUGUACCAAACUUGGUGACCUACAACAUUAUGAUUGCUUUGCAUGCGAAAGCGAGGAACUAUUCUAGUGCAUUGCAGUUAUAUCGUGACAUGCAGAAUGCUGGAUUUGAGCCGGACAAAGUGACAUACAGCAUUGUAAUGGAGGUGCUUGGCCAUUGUGGCUAUCUGGAGGAAGCAGAGGCAGUUUUCACAGAGAUGAAAAGGAAGAACUGGGUGCCUGACGAGCCUGUCUAUGGUCUUCUGGUGGACUUAUGGGGAAAGGCCGGGAAUGUAGAAAAAGCUUGGAACUGGUACAGUGCCAUGAUUAAUGCAGGUUUGUGCCCCAAUGUGCCUACAUGCAAUUCUCUGCUGAGUGCUUUCCUUAGGGUUCACCGCUUGCCAGAUGCGUACAACUUGCUUCAAAGCAUGCUUGAAUUGGGUCUAAACCCUUCUCUGCAAACUUAUACCUUGCUCCUCAGUUGCUGCACAGAAGCUCAAACAUCAUUUGACAUGUCCUUUUGUUGUGAGCUGAUGGCAGUCACACGCCACCCAGCGCACGCAUUCCUUCUAACCAUGCCACCAGCAGGACCUGAUGGGCAGAAUGUGAGGGAUCAUGUUAGCAGCUUUUUGGAUCUGAUGCACAGCGAGGACAGAGAGAGUAAAAGGGGUCUUGUUGAUGCAGUUGUUGAUUUUAUGCACAAAUCAGGGCUGAAGGAGGAAGCUGGAUCUGUCUGGGAGGUAGCAGCGCACAAGAAUGUCUACCCUGAUGCAGUUAGAGAGAAAAGCUCCUGUUAUUGGCUUAUAAACCUCCAUGUGAUGUCAGAUGGAACUGCUAUAAUAGCACUCUCAAGAACACUUGCCUGGUUUCGCCGACAGAUGCUUAUCUCUGGAAUUUGUCCAAGCCGCAUUGAUAUUGUGACAGGAUGGGGUCGUAGGAGCCGUGUGACAGGAUCCUCUUUGGUGAGGCAGGCAGUACAGGAGUUGCUUAACAUGUUCGGCUUCCCCUUUUUAACUCAGAAUGGGAAUUCAGGGUGCUUUGUGGGCUGUGGGGAGCCUCUCACUAGAUGGUUGGUCCAACCUUGUGUCGAGAGGAUGCAUCUGCUAUAGUGUUGUUCUAUGUCAAGAAUUUCUAGCUAAAAUCGCAGUUUUGUCGUGGAAGAGGAAUUAGAAUGUACCUAAUUAUGUGCAAGCUCGUAUGGAUUUUCAGCUAGUUUUCCUAAUUAUGUUUUCCUAACUCAUCUCAUAUUCCGGAGUCUAUUUUGUCUGAAUCUAACCGUUGUCUAGUGGCCGUAGAAGAAAUUAGGAGUAAUAUCGUGUUCGUUCCCACUUGCCAAUAAGGAUCAUUUUCCAAGUUUUCUUUCAUAGUUGAUCACAUGAUUGGCUGUUGGACACGGUACUUCCUGGACCAGAAGAAGGAACUAGCCUUUGCUUUCUGUUUUACCAUUUCAGUUCUCUUGAUUGUUUUUCCAAUUGAAUUCUGGUGUUCUGCUUUUUACUUGUCCUGAGGCUGCACGAUCUUAGAAGAAAUCUGUUUAUAUUGUAAAUUAUGUAAGCCAAUCACUUGACCCAGUUUGUGUAAAUGUAGAACACGCUACGGGUUCAUUGUGAUUGAAGCUGUUAUAGACUUCCAUUGCUCGUC